ACAAUAAUACUCCUAGUUGCAACUCUCACUACCCCUCUUAUUAGCAAUGCUCCAAAACCCAAUUGACUAAACCUCUCAAAUCUUGUACUACAAUGGAGAACAUAUACGAUUUUUCCACCAUCUCUUCAAUUUCUCAGCCUAAGAAAAAUCUUGGAUUUUCUUGGACUGUGACUAAUUCCGCAACUUCAGUAACAAAUGGGAAAAUUCUCUCUUUGACCAAGUUCAAGAAUUUGAGCACUGUUUCGUCUACCUUGAAGCUGCAGUGUCAAAAAUCAAGACAUGCAUGUGUAGUGAACUCAGUCGCAGGAGCUGAUUCAUCUGUUGAAAUGACAAAAGAGGAAAAUAGGGAGGCUGUGAAACCGGUUUACUCUUCUACACCUUCUAAUCGUCCUCUUCGAACUCCUCAUAGCGGGUACCAUUUUGAUGGAAGUAGCAGAAAAUUCUUUGAAGGUUGGUUCUUUAAGGUAUCAAUUCCAGAAUGCAGACAGAGUUUCUGCUUUAUGUAUUCUGUAGAGAAUCCUGCAUUUCCCAAGAAAUUGAGCAGCUUUGAGGAGUUGCAAUAUGGUCCUCGGUUUACUGGUGUGGGAGCUCAAAUUCUUGGUCCAGAUGACAAGUAUAUUUGUCAAUAUACUCAAGAGUCUUCAAACUUCUGGGGAAGUAGGCAUGAACUGAUGCUUGGGAACACCUUCAUUGCCCAAAAUAGUGCUAGGCCUCCAAAUAGGGAAGUUCCUCCGCAGGAGUUUAAUCGUCGGGUUGUAGAGGGUUUUCAAGUUACCCCACUUUGGCAUCAAGGAAGUAUUUGCAAUGACGGGAGGACAGAUUAUACUGAAAUUGUGAAAACUGCUAGCUGGGAGUAUAGCACGCGACCCAUUUAUGGAUGGGGUGACGUUAAUUCAAAGCAGAAGUCCACAGCAGGAUGGCCUGCUGCUUUUCCUGUAUUUGAACCACAUUGGCAAAUAUGCAUGGCAGCUGGACUUUCAACAGGCUGGAUAGAGUGGGAUGGUCAGCGAUAUGAGUUUCAAAAUGCUCCUUCGUACUCUGAAAAGAAUUGGGGUGGUGCCUUCCCAAGAAAGUGGUUUUGGGUGCAAUGCAGUGUCUUUGAAGGUGCGAUUGGAGAUGUUGCUUUGACAGCUGGUGGUGGAUUAAGGCAGCUUCCUGGAUUGAGUCAGACUUUUGAAAAUGCUGCUUUGAUAGGAAUUCACUAUGGAGGUAUUUUCUAUGAAUUUGUUCCAUGGAAUGCUAGCGUUAGUUGGGAAAUUGCUCAAUGGGGUAAAUGGCAUAUAUUUGGGGAGAAUGAGACACAUACAGUAGAACUGGAAGCAACGGCGGAAGAUCCUGGUACCACAUUGCGCGCUCCCACAGAUGAGAUGGGUCUCGCUCCUGCAUGUAGAGACACGUGUUUCGGUGAUCUAAGGCUGCGGUUAUGGGAACGGAAGAGUAAUGGAAGUAAAGGAAAGGUUAUUUUGGAUGUUACAAGCAAUAUGGCAGGUCUAGAAGUUGGGGGAGGACCAUGGUUCAACACAUGGAAGGGAAAAGCACAGAUGCCAGAAAUUGUUACUCGAGCUAUUAACGUUCCUGUGGAUUUGGAUAGCAUAUUCGGCUUGACUCCAUUUCUCAAACCUCCUGGCCUGUAAGCAACGCAAAAGGCUAUAGUUUGUUCUUGAAUACAUUUUGUAAGUAGCAUCAUCUUUCCUUUUGACAUCUCUCAAGUGGCACCUAACAGUAUUUCGUGUGAUGUUAUGUUAUUGACCAAAAUUAGAGGAAAAGAAUUUGCGGUUGUAGGUGAUUUUAUUUAUAUAUCGUGGUAAAACAUAUUGUUACCAAGGUAA
Molecule: messenger RNA, 1829 nt
Organism: Nicotiana attenuata
Lineage: Eukaryota; Viridiplantae; Streptophyta; Magnoliopsida; Solanales; Solanaceae
Product: tocopherol cyclase, chloroplastic
Exons: 10
Coding region: 93-1634 (513 amino acids)
Molecular function (GO): tocopherol cyclase activity
Source: RefSeq, a predicted model, not a curated record